Helobdella robusta is the source of this 12371-nucleotide messenger RNA. RefSeq lists its product as hypothetical. The record is from RefSeq and is a predicted model, not a curated record. The coding region runs from base 1 to 10554 and encodes 3517 amino acids. The transcript is spliced from 40 exons. Gene Ontology annotation, biological process: protein deubiquitination. Gene Ontology annotation, cellular component: nucleus; cytosol; membrane. NCBI's taxonomy places the organism in Eukaryota, Metazoa, Annelida, Clitellata, Rhynchobdellida, Glossiphoniidae. Gene Ontology annotation, molecular function: cysteine-type deubiquitinase activity; cysteine-type endopeptidase activity.
AUGGCCAAUAAGCAGCUUCACUACGAAAUCAGGCGAGUCAUAGAACGAAACAUCGCCGACGACGAUGACGACGACUACGACGAUGACGAUGACGAAGAGGAAGAAGAAGAGGAAGAAGAUAAUGAAGAUGAGGGGGAGGAUGAGGAUGUAGUUGCUAGAAAUUUUGUGGCUGAAAAAGUUGAAAAACGGACACAGAAAAAAGCAAUCCUUCCCAGGGUGAAGCCGAAAUCGAAGAUGUUGAAGACGCUGAACAGAGGUAGAAUUCUGGUCACCACUAACUAUGGCUCCAAAGUUAAAAAACGAAAGUGCGACUUGGACAGGGCCGCUGGUGGCGACGACGACGAUGAAGAAGACCGCUGCUUGGUUGAUAACAAAGUUAUAAAAAUUAGAAAUGGAAAUGUCGUGUCGGCAACUGGAAACGACAAAAAGACGUCAUUGGAUAGUGACUGUAAUAACAACGAAGAUGUUAACCAAUCAAAAGAUAAAGAAAUAGGUCAAACGUCAGCAGCGUCAGCCGCAUUGGCGUCAACAUCCUCGUCUCGCACGUCAUCGUCUUCUUCAUCUUCAUCGUCAUACUCGUCGUCCUCAAGUUGCACUGAAGCGCGCAAAAAAUCUAAGAAAGCCAUAGAGAUGGCGUUAGCUUCGCGAUCGUUAUCGUCAUCGCCUUUGCUUACCAUUAAACGCAAGCCCAAAUUAAAAAGGAAGAAAAAUGACGAUGACGAUGAUAACGCAGACAAUAAUGAUGAUAACGCUGGUGAUAGUAACGCUUCGUACCUUGGGGAGAAGGGUAAUGGAGAUGAUGGUAACAAUGUGACGAGGAAUAAACUGAAGAGGAAGUGUAAAAAGUCUAAUGCUAAACUGGUUAAAGUGAUGGGUGAUAUGGCGCCUGGCUCGCUGGCCGCAGGAGUGUAUGGCAAAGAGGGUGACGCUCACGUUGGCGAGAUUGUCAGUUUCAAGGAGGACAAGGUCCUCGCCGAUGGUGAUGCUGUUUGCAAAAAACCUGAUGGUGGUGAUAUCGAUGGUGGUGAUGGUGGUGGAAUUGGUGUUGUUCGUGGUAGGCAAUCAGAGCGAUCGCUGCUAAGUAGAGACAGUGACAAAAUCAGCGACACCAAUAACAACAACAACAACGAGACAAACGUUAACGAAGAAUCUUCGCAGCAAGCCAGCGCAGAAAAUGACGCCGGCACGACAAACGAACAACAGUUGAUAAAAAAAAUACACAAACGCAGCAGAACCUCUCACGCUGAUGACGACGACGACGAUGACGAGAUGGACAACAGCGUGGGUUUGAUAAUUGGAUUCGACAGAAACGGAGGAGAGGGUGGCGAGUUGACGGCCGAGGAGUUGGAGAUGUGCUUGGAAUCGGCUGGAGAUGUUGAUAGCUCUGGUGCCGGUGUCAUCUUGGUUGAUGGUAGACGACCACUUAUUAGUGACAUCAUCGACGGCAUGAUCAGUCCGGGUGCAGUCAGCAGUGCCACAUCCAGGUACACAAACAAAUCGGACAAGAACAUGUCAGACUUCGACGGUGAGGAGGCCAUAGUGGACGAGGAGAUCGCCCACAUCAACAGGGCCACCGGCGCUGGGGGGCACCCAGGGUCGUUCAUUGGGGUCCACACCCUUCAACAUCAGCUGGGAAAUGCCGAAGUGGUGAGGAAUGUGCUGGUGAAGAUCAUCGUGCUGUUGAUACAAAUAUUAAUACAAGGCGUCAACAACAGUUGCAACAACAACAACAACUCUGUCGUCGGUAAUGACAGCAAGGGCAGCAGCAACAACAACAGCACGAACGUCAUCGGUGGCAGCCGGAAGGAUGAAUUGAUGGAGUUGUGCCAGCCCCACAAUACAAUCAUCUGGGAACUCUUACAGGAUGAAAAUAUUAACAAGUUAGCCCCUGGCUUAGCAUCGGAGGGUGAAAAAAUUUUGAGCUCUCUCGUCUGCCUGUCGAACGACCGUUCGGUCAAAACAAGAUUCAUCGAGUCGUGUAUCAGCAACAUCGCCAGCAACAAAUCUGUCGUCGUGUCUCUCCGUUUCUCUCAUAAAGAAGAGAUCCAGGCCAGAUUAAAUUUUCUGACUUGCAUCUAUUCAUCAAACGGAUCGCCAGACACAUUCAGAUUAAGCCUGGAUCAAGUGGAUACGUUAUGGGAUUGUUUAGUAUCCGAUCCUAUAUGCACGGAUGACUGCCUACAGUGGCUGUGCAAUCAGAUGAAGGAUAAGGAUUGCCAUGCCGUCAGGAUCGACGCCAUGAAGCAUCUGUUCUUAAAUAAGAUGCCCCAACUGAAACCAGAGGACACGACAAUGGUCGGCCUUACCCUAUUCACGCAACUCUGUCACGUGACACACGCGAUGACGUCAUCAAGUGGCGGGGAUGGAGCCGCGGGCGGUAGAAAUGUGUUGGGGAUCGACCAGCUAUGGCUGAUGGCGCUCAGGGCUAAGAACACAGACGUCAGCCUGAAUGCUAUCAAUGUCCUCAACAACCAUUACGUUAGCUUUGGCAACAAUGAAGAGGCCAUAAACAAAGAGAAGAGUUUCAUUGAGAAGUGCAUGGCAAGUCUGACUACUGCCUCUGCUGAUCUCAAUAAAGAAUCAGAAUCGAGCUUAUUAAUCAUCCAACGCGCCCUCCUUCUACUGACCAAUCACCUUGAAUCCUUCCACAAAAGACACGCUUACCAUCUCCGUCUCUGCUCCCUCAACAACCGAUCCAUACAGAGUCACUAUGCCCCAACCAUGGCCAACAAAUCCAACAACAACCACAGAAUCAGGACAACUCUUGAGAUGUCCAGCUCAGAUUUGAUUGCGGAGCUGAGAGCAGAAGAUUCCCAGGAGCAAAUGAGUUUAUUGACGAAGGCUAGAGUUCUGUCUCGCAAAGUUUGGAGCUUGCUGAUGUUGUUGCCGACGAACAAAAAGAUUCUACAAAAUAUAACAGACAGCAUACUAACUACCGCUACUUCUCCAACAGCAUCCACUGCAGCUACACCCACCGCUACUACAUCCGACUCUUCAGAGUUCGAUGUACCCAACACAAACAGUGUAAAUUGGGAGGAGCUACUGAAUGCCAAUAACAUCCACAAAUUGAUGUAUGCACUUCAAAUUGUUGAGACUCUGUUGAGGCAGUCUUCUUCAAACAAAUCAAAGCUGUUGCACCACAACUCACAGCAGCAGCAACAACAGCAGCCACAGCGUCAAAACAAACAUACAAGUGGCAGUUUAAAUGAAAGUGGAGGUGCUAAUGUAGAUGCCGGUGAAACCUGGAAAGAGAAAUUCAUAGCCAGUGGAGGCUUCCAGCACCUUCUUUCCAUCUUCACGUCCACCAAACUUCACGAAGAACAUGAUCUGAGGCAGAAUGAUUGGCUGAACGACUGCUUGGCCGCUCUACUUCGACUGAUCAACCUGUUCGCCAUCAACCAGUACGACCUCGAUUCAAGUCAGACUGAACUGUUCGAAAUCAUCGAUGCCCCUGUUAAGAAGCUGGGCAAACGAAGGGCUCAAGAUCGUUUGUUCAUUCAUCCAAUCAAUCAAUCUGUCCUACCUCUGAUCGAUGUUUCAACAUUAGUUAGGGUUCUUAUGGAUACCGUCUUCAAUGCUGCCUUACCACAAGGAGACCACGUGGGCUGUCCUCUAACUUCGAUAGGUCAUUUAGAGGUCAUCCAUUAUUCCAUGUCUUUGUUUAUCUCGCUGGCUUAUUCCAGAGCCGUGAACUUUCCUUUGGAAGUUUUUGCGUCGCCGUCUCAGUUUUCAGACGUCUGUUCCUUUAAAAGCUUUCGACUCUGGCUGAAGAGGAUCACCUUAGAAGCUCCCGAAUCGGCUGUAAGGCAGGAAGCAUGUCUGGCUCUGUACCGACUGUGUCUGGGCCGGAUGUCUAAUGGAGGGGAUCUCGUCGGCUACAGGUACAUCGCUCCUGUCUUCAACGGUCUGCUGACGUUCUUCGAUGAGGCCUGCGUCAUGAAGUCCAUUAAAUAUGGAAUUGUCAGUUUUGCCGGUGGCAUUGGUGGAUUGAUUACAUUCGGUAAGUCGUUCGAUGAUAAUAAGGAACCACACGGUCCUGGCUGUCGUGAUUAUCUCUGGCUUCUCUGUCAAUUAGUGGAUGGACUGAAGAAAGAGGACGCAGAAAGGAGUUGGACAUCUGAAAAUGAUGGAGGAGUGAACACAGAGGAUGACGAAAGUCUGUCUGCAGAAGAUGCAAAUAAUGACGACCUACAGAAUGAUGAUUGCAGGAUUUCUAAAAUUUUUAAAAUAGUGAAUUUGAGUAAAGUCACGAGAGUUGUAGCAGAGAGAAUAGUUACCAGAGGUUAUUUUGAAAGGAGAUGUAAUAGUACAGAAGAUGAAGGAUUGGUUGGUUUGAUGAAGCUCUGUACAUCACUUCUCAAGCACAACCCCACUUUUAAAUCUACCAUAGCCGGCCAGACAUUUUUAACAAAAAUAUUUUAUUGUUUGUUUGCACUGCCUUCACCUACGUCAAGAUUUCUGCCGAAAUGUAAGUCACAGAGUUCGAGGACUUCUGCAUUUGAUCUGCUGGUUGAAUUGGUUAAAUCAAACAUCGACAACUACCUCAUCCUACAUGGACUCCUGAUGAACCAGAAUCAAAAAGACUCGCACCUGUUGUACAGUUGGGACAUGUGGCCCCAUGAAGAGGAGCGGUCGAAAUGUGGCUACGUUGGACUGACCAACCUGGGAGCCACUUGCUACAUGGCUACCUGCAUGCAACAUCUCUUCAUGAUACCUGAAGCCAGGAAGUGUAUUCUGGAAGUCGAGGCUGGUUGUUUGCUAUGUGUGCCUGCUUGUUCAGAACAGAUGCGACAUUAUGUAAUGUUGGCCGAGCUGAAGAAAAUGUUUGCCUACCUGCAUGAGAGUGAGCGCAAGGCCUACAAUCCGUUCACGUUCUGCAAGGCCUAUACUAUGGACCAUCAACCGCUCAACACGGGCGAACAGAAGGAUAUGACCGAGUUCUUUACGGAUCUCAUUACGAAACUGGAAGAAAUCAGCCCAUCCUUAAAAAGUUUGGUAAAAACCCUGUUCGGAGGAGUUCUAACGAACAACGUAGUAUCUCUGGACUGCGAGCACGUCAGUAGGACAACAGAAGAGUUCUACACUGUCAGAUGCCAGGUUGCUGACAUGAAGAACCUCUACGAGUCACUGGAUGAGGUGACGGUCAAGGACAUGUUGGAGGGCGACAACAUGUACACCUGCUCCAAAUGCCAGAAGAAAGUUCGAGCCGAGAAACGCGCUUGUUUUUAUCGCCUGCCCAAAAUUCUCUGCUUUAAUACGAUGCGAUACACUUUUAAUAUGCUGACUAUGAUGAAGGAGAAAGUGAAUACGCAUUUCUCCUUCCCACUGUCUCUUGAUAUGUCUCCAUACAUGGAAGAGAAUCUUAUUAAAAAUGUAAGCGGGGAAAGUGGUAGUAAAGCUGGGAACGCCAAUGACGCUAACAAGGCGUCCACAUCGUCUACCAGUGCAAACAACUCAAGCAGUGACGCCAACGAACGCAAAGCCUCAUCCAGCCACAUUCCUGAUGAGAAUGACGGCACGUCCAGGGAGUAUGAAUACGAGUUGAUAGGUGUAACAGUACACACGGGAACUGCAGAUGCCGGCCAUUACUACAGCUUCAUCAGAGAUCGACUGAACAAGAAUGAGUUAGGACAGGAUAGGUGGUUCCUGUUCAAUGAUGCCGAAAUCAAAUCAUUUGAUCCUAAUCAGCUUGCAUCCGAAUGCUUUGGAGGAGAGAUGACGAGUAAAACGUAUGACUCAGUGACAGACAAAUUUUUGGAUUUUUCGUUUGAAAAAACUCACAGUGCAUACAUGUUGUUUUACGAGAGAGUAGUGAACAACAGCAGCAGCAGCAACAACAACAACAACAAGGAUGCAACGACAUCGUGCAGUACAGUGCACAGCAGAAGCAUUGACAACAACUCGCCAACAAAUUCAUCUUCAUCCACUUCGCAAAACGUCAUCAAAACUAUUACUGACCAGCUGAUGACCGAUGAGGAAGAACCGGUCAAAGUGAAGGUCAACCUGUCUGCAGAGCUGGCAGAUUGGAUAUGGCAAGACAACAUGCACUUCAUACAGGACAAGAACAUCUUCGAUCACACCUACUUCAGUUUCAUCUGGCAGGUCUGCAACUACAUCCCCACUACACUGGCACGAAACAACAGCAGAAACAUCAACAUCUCCUUGUACGCUACCAAACUCAGCGUUUCAUUUAUCCUGGAAACACUGAUUCACGCCAAAGAGAAGCCUACCAUGCUACAAUGGAUCGAGAACACGACGAAAUUAUUCAACAGUGACAGCAAAUGUUGCCAGUGGUUCCUCAACAAAAUGAGUCAGGACGACUGGUGGUUGCAGCAAAUUCUCAUCAAGUGCCCUAACCAGACCGUCAGACAGAUGUUCCAGAGGUUAGUGAUUCACGUGAUCAACCAACUUAAGCCAAUGAGCGCUCGCCACAACAACAACAACAACAAUAAUAAUAAUAAUAACAAUAACAACAAUAACGAUGAUAACGAUGGGGAGAAUGAUGGCAAAGAUAUAAAGAAAAAAUUCGUUGCUGAUGACGGUGAUGAUGAAGAUGGUGAUGAUGACGAUGUCGAAGGGUUGACCAAGAAAGUCGACCACUCAGUCGAUUCCUUCCUGAAUAUUUUGAUCUCGAUAUCCACGUCUGACACGCUGUCCGAGGAUGAAGAUGACGUGGAGGAUGUAGUGAGUGAGGAGAGGUGCUGCCCGCAGUCCUUCGAGAAGAUGAUUGCCCUGGUGGCACUUCUCGUCGAGAAGAGUCGCGUCGAUCAUAAAAAUGUGGGCGGUGAAUACUGCCCGCAAGCGACCUUGGAGUGGCUGUCCAAUCAGGUGACCCGGAACAAGAUGGCUCUCACAUGGGCCCUUCAAACGCUGGACAGUUGGGUCGAACUCUUCCUCAUAGCCAUCAAUAACAUGAAAGUCAGAAACUGUGCAGCCCACCUCCUGGUUUCCAUGGUGCCCAACAACAACUUCCGCCAGAUGUUCAGGAGCAAUAGAAGCCUCUUGACGCCGCACAAAGAAAGCGUCGUGAUGACAGACGAGGCACUUGAGAUCUUGCACGAGAUAUACAACCACCUGUUGAAGCUGCUAUGCAAGACGCGCCAAUACGUCGAGAACCAUUCGUACGGCACCUCAAAACUAGUAUCUUACUUCACUGUCCUUAAUUACUGUCUCGUGUCCAAAACUGAAAAGUUGAUGUUCUCUAAGUAUUUCAAUGAUCUGUGGUCUCUUUACCAGCCUAAGAUGGCUGAACCACAGAUUGCUGUCAAUCAUAAUAAGCAGGCCAUGCUCAUAUUUUGGUACCAUGCCUGUGUUGACUGCCCGGAGAAUGUACGACUCAUCACGGAAAAUCCUAUCGUGGCCAAAAAUAUCUCAUUUAAUUACAUACUGGCGGACCACGAGGACCAGGACGUAGUGCUUAUGAACAGGACGAUGCUGCCAGCCUACUACGGCAUCCUACGUAUGUGUUGCAUGCAGUCUCAACAGUUCACCAAGCAACUCUCACAACACCAAAAUACUCAGUGGGCUUUCAGAAAUCUAACUCUAUAUCCAACGCAGUAUACCGCGGCCGUAGAAGAAUUGUACUGGCUGAUGCAGUUGAUGUGUUCGACCAGCUCCAGCAUGGAUGAGGAUGAUUUGAAGGUGGUCCUGCACUUCAGGAGGACAACGCUGCAACUUUAUUUGUCGAUGCUUGACGGCAGAAGUCACUACCAGACGCUCAUAUCCGUUUUCCGCAUUCUGUUGGAUCAUCACGACGAGCGUAUCUUCGCUCUGCAGCACGGGGCCCUCUCACUGAUGCAUGACUCGUUUGUGACCCUCUACAUGAUGCACCACGAGGCAACAGCUUGUCACAUGACCAAUGACAUCAUCCAGUUGCUCGCUGUCUUCUCGCAGACUCUCGCUUCCGCUCGCAGAUGUCUUUCGGAGAAAAAAGUUAACGAGGUCAAGCCACAUUUGACCUCGUUCAAAGAAAGGUCAGAGUUCGUGAGGAAACUAGUUGCCAUGAUGAACUUCUACAACACACACGAACUUAGGCAGGCCAUACUUAGCUGCCUACGUGAGAUGGUGUUGACAUUCCAACUUGAAUGUAUGCAGACAGCAGUUACGGCAUUGAUACAAGCUCACUCAUCUUUUCAUAGUUGCAGUCUGCCAAUAAACAUGGGUCCGUACUUCCCAAAAGUCGGGCACAAACCCCCUCAAGGUAAGGUAGCAAUCAGGCUGCCGCGACCUCAGUUUCAAAUGCUACUCCAUCCAGAUCAAGUGGAGUGCAAGAAGGGUGUGGACCAGCAAUACGACUCCCUGUUGUACGAGGCGUACGAUCCAUACCACCAUUUUGUGGAUCUACUCGUCAGGGUGGCCGUCAACCAGCAGAACCUUCCUGAUCAUAUCAUUAGGCUGUCGGCAAUGGUUGCGUACGAAGGCGCCGUAAUGCACCUACCGUACUUCGCCAAACUUUGGUCUGAGAUACAUCAAGCCGAGUCCAUUGACAAAAAGUGGUUGGAUGUUCUUUGUUCGUGUUCGUCGUUCAUCGACUACAUGAACAUUGUUCUUCAGAGUGAACGAGUCUCUCUAAACAAUCCACAUAUAUUCAAGUUUUUUGGUAUCUUCUUCAAUAAGGUGAGUCAGAAGGUUCUGUGCAAUCAGACGAGCAGCCUGCUCGAUGACAUCAUCAAUUCUCUUGAACUCAACCUCUCAUUGAUCAGCUCGCAAGAGGAUUGUGAUGAAGAGGAUGAUGAGAAUGAUGAUGCUGGCGAUGAAAAGAAGAAACCGAAAGAUGCUGAUGCUGAAGCCAAGAGGAAGCAAAAAGAGAAAUUGUUCAGCUCAAUAAAUGGGGAUUUGAGGGCCUUGCAGAUCAUAUCAUCGUCGAAACAAUUACAACUGCAGCUUUACAACAACAACAACAACAACAAACUCGGCGUCUUCUUGAUUAACUUGAAAAAUUUCCAUCUCAAAUUUGCCACCCGUCAGCAAAAGUUACAGCAGCAGCAGCAGCAAAAAUCAGAUAAGCAGCAGAAGGAUGGUUUGAAAGUCAGAUUGCCGACGACAUCCUCAUCAGUCGCCACGACGUCCACAGGAGGAGCUUUGGCGACGAGGACACCAACUAAAAAAAGGAAAUUAUGUUUUUCCGGUGAUUCCGAAACCACAACUGCAGUAGCGACAGCAACCACAACUUCCAACAGCAGCAACAUUACCACAACCAUCAACAAAACUACCACAACUACGGCCAACAGCAACAACAACAACACUCCUAAUACCAAAACGACAACCAUCACCAAUACUCCCAGCAAGACAAAUCUCAAGAGGCGACUCGAUGUAGUCGAUGACGAUGACGUAAGCGAUGACGUCACGACGAAAUCUGGCGACCAAAAAAGUAACAAUGAUGACGAAACGAAUAAUAAUAAAAGCAGCAGCAGCAGCAGCAAAAAAAAUAAUGAUGGUAUAGGAAAUGUUAAUAACGAUGAUGACGACGAUGAUGGUGACGAUGAUGACGUAGACAUGGAUGUAAGUGAUGGUAAUGAUGAGAGUAAGAAGGUAGAUCCAUUCGCGUCGUCGUCAUCGCUACCGUCAUCGCCACAGCCAUCGUCGUCGUCGUCUUCGUCGUCGUCUUCAUCUUUGUUGAAGGGUAACUUGGCAAUCCUGUGCAACAGAGCUCUGAAGAGAGAGUUGCUAAGUGACUCUCGAGAUGUCAAAUUUGCUGGCUGGCUGCAGCAGCAGCAUUCAUCGUCAUUCGGUGGUUACAGGGAAGUAAGUAGUGAAGACUUUGUAGAAACGACGACGACGACCACCACCACACCUUCAGCUGCACUGCAUCACACAGCUACGACAGCAGCCACACCAUCUACGCCAACGCCAUAUUCAAGACCGACAAAAUAUACUGAUGAAUCGAGAUACGAAGUCGAUUGGCAGUCGAUUCUGAUAUUCGUAUUCGUUGCUGUGGCGUUUCUUUUCCAUUUGAUCGCCAUGGGAGCUCCCUACUGGGCCACCACUUACGAUAAACACUUUCCUAACCGCAGAGUUGAACAUAUAGGUGGUCUAUGGAAGUAUUGUGUCGAUCCAAUCGUGUCCGUGAGUGAUGGCACGAGAGGUGUGAGGUAUGGCGGUUCGUCCAGGCAGAUUUGUGACGAUUUCGUCAACAUCAUCUAUUCAGACUGGUUGAAAGCCGCGCAAUCCUUCAUGAUAUUAUCCUUCUUCACAUUUCUUCCGACCGUGGGAUGCGUAGCGAUGGUACUCCUGGUCGCCACGUUCGCACACAACCUCAUGUUCAACUGCAUCGCCAUUGCUGGGAUGUUCACCUGUGGAUUCUUCCAAUUCAUAACGGUAGUCAUAUUCGGCCGUUACUACGAGAACUACUUCGACAGCAAGGACGCUGCAUGGAAAGGAAAAAGUGGAGCCUAUCUGGGAUGGACGUACGUCGUGGCGGUCUUCGGCAUGGCUGCCUGUUUCUGCUGCACCGCCGUUCUCAUGUUGAAGUUGGUGGAAGUGAAACGCGGAAAGAGGAUUGAUUGGGGAUUGGUGAAUCCUAUGCAUCAGGAGUCUAAAAAAUUGCUGAUUUGAAAGGAAGAAGUGGAUAAUUCUGGUGAUUUAAAACAAAGUUGCUACUAUGUACAUGGAGUUGCUCUAUAAAUAACGAAUACUGAUUUUUUUGGUAGUAAAAAACGAAGACAAAUUUAAAUUUUUUUAAUUGUUUUUACAAGACAAUAGCUCAAACUUUUAUGAUUGAAAUUGAUAAAUAAAUAAAUGAAUUAACUAAUUAAUCAAUCAAUUAAUUAGUUAAUUAGCAAAUAAUUAAAUUGAUAUAUUUUUCCUCUGAUUUACUUACAGACACACUAAAAAAAAAACAUUUCUAGAAUCGUAUUUUCGAAAAAAAAACAACUUUUAAGAUGGACAUUUAUAAGCGUGACAAAAUUGUGCCAUUCGUAAUAAUAUUUAAAAAAUUAUGCUAAAAUCUCUUAAAUAUUCCCAAAAAAAAUAAUAUCAUUAUAUAGCUCAACGCUCACAGACAUAUAUACAAUUAUUAGAUAUUAUAAAAUAAAUAAAUGAAUAUACGUAUUAAAAUUAUUGAAAAUCAAUUUGAAGUAAUAAUAAUAAUAAUAACCAAUUAAAACAUAUAAAUGAUAAUAUUAUUAUUAUUAUGACGAUGUUAACGAUAAAUGACGACUAUAUAAGCAAUAAUAAUGUUAAUAAUAAUAAUAAUUAUUAUUAUUUUCAUUAUUAUUACAAUAAAAAACUUCCAAAGUGAUCCAUUAAAAAUUCCUCGCUAACGUUCUUAGCGAGUCGUCUAAACAUUAUUAAAUUUAAACUCACGUAUAUGCAUUAAUUUAAUAAAUACAAUUAUUACAUUAUAAUAUAUUACAUUACAAGUUAUUAUUGUUGUUUACAAAAAUUGGAAAAUACAUUGAGAAAUAAUGUCUUAAUGACCGUAUUAAUGUUAUUUUAUAUUUUAAUGUUAGUAUUUUCAGAUUGGUGUGUGCAUGCAAAAUAAAUAGCUCUUUCAUGCUAGGAUCAAUAUAUUUUACAUUUAAACACUGAGGCAUAUAGUUUGUCUUUAAGUAAUAAUAAUAAUUAUUAUUAUAAAUAUUCAACAUUUAAACGGAGUUAUAAUCAUAAUAAUUAAAUGAAUAAAUAAUAUAAUUAUAAGCGAAUAAUGUGAAAUAAUGAUGUAAAGACUAAUCAACAGGAUUUGAUUCAUUCGGAUUAUUGUCAGAUAUUACUAAGUUGAUGUUAUCAAAAUGAUUAACUGCAUCACUGACAUCACUUUUUGCGACGUUACUGUCUUGAAGGAUGACAGUAUCAGCGACUUCGUUGAUGCUAGCAGAAUCUGCAGGCAAGUUGCUGUUGUCAGAUAAGUCGAUGCUGAUGUCGUCUUGCGAAUCGUCGAGAUCCAAAAAUGGAUCUAGUAGAUUGUUUGAGGUGUCAACUGACUGAUCAACGGUCGUGUGGUUGUUUUCUGACUGGUUUGCUUCUUGAUCUGUCGUUAGGUAAUUGUGAUCUGGUUCUUGUUCGGACUGUCGUUGAGAUGAAUUUUGUUGUUGCUGCUGCUGACUGCGUUGUUGUGGUGGUUGUAGAUCGUCGUUUUGCUGCUGUUGUUGUGUUCGUGACUGAUGACUGAGUAGUUGACGUUGGUCCUCUGAAUGUCCCGUUUUCAUUGCUGGUGGUUGUUGUUGCCCAUUUUCAGCAGCAACUUGUAUAAAUGGUGAAAAGGAGGAAGUCUCAUCUGAUGACUGAUUUACCGAAGAUGUCGGAUCAGAUGAUUGUUUUCUAUUUAAAUUAUUCAAAACGAAUUGAGAAGAUGAAGAUGGAUUAUGCAGGUUGAUGUCAUUAACGUCAUUAACGUUAGCAAACUCAUUUGAGAAAUCAAAAUAAUUAGUGCA